AAGCUCAGGCUACGGCGUGACAGUAUUGAAGGAUGCAGGGCGCUAUAUCUGACAGGAUCUGUCACCUCUCAGCUCAAUGGCUCAUUGUUCCACAGACUUUACACAUUUCGGUCUGAAGAGCCUCUUCGUCUGACAGUCGAUACGCCGUUAGCUUCCCACACAGUACCGCAGAAACCAAAACUCAAAACACGUGGCGUUGUGACCAAGGUUACAGUGCGCGGAUCCUCAGCAGCUGAGGAACGCUGACUUGGGAAGAGCUCCCACAGCCGGGGCAUCUAUCUGCCCCUUGUGCUAGUUUCCGAAUUCCACCCCAGCCUCUCAGUGAUUUCCCCGUUCUCUCGCUUGGGAGGCAGGCUGCCAUCCAUCUUCAGUCGAGGAACUUGGACCAGGAGUUUAUCUGAAAGCCCCCCACAUCCCGGGAUUCGGAGUCUUGCCCCUCACCUUUCAGAGGUCCUGCUGAACAAUGAACAGUUCAAUAGAAGACUCCACAAUACAGAUGCUCAACAACACUGUGAUGCAUUACACCUUGCCAAUGAUCUAUCUGGGCAUUUUUCUUAUCAGCACUCCCCUGAACGCCAUCGCCCUUUGGCUCCUCUGCUGCCGCAUGUGGCCCAAGACUCCCACCAUGAUCUUUUCCAUCAAUCUGGCCAUCACUGAUCUCCUGUACAGCUUGACGUUGCCCUUUCAGAUCAUCUACCAUUGGAACCGGAACAACUGGCAGGCGGGGGGGCCACUCUGCCGGCUAGUGACUGUUCUCUUCUACGGCAACUCGCACUGCUCCAUCCUGACGGUCAUGUGGAUAAGUGUGGAGCGUUACCUCGGCAUUGUGCACCCCUUACACACCUCUCACCUUCGCACGGUUAAAACUGCCAUCCUGCUCUGCUUAUUGAGCUGGCUGUUUGUCCUCAUGGUCCACUUGCCCUUGAUGUACAACGAGCUGACCUAUGAUGUGCCCGAUCUGAAAAUCAUCACCUGCUUCGAUAUUAUUCCCCGCGAUAUGUUUCCCGCUGUUUAUUAUUUUUACCUGUACUACUCGGCACAGAUAUUUCUAUUUUUCCUUGUUCCCUUUGUUGUCAUGACGUUUUGCUACUCCAGGAUUAUAAGGACCCUGCUGAAGGCACCGGUGGCUCAGAUUAGAGAGUCGAGGAAGCAGAUAGUCUAUCUAACGAUCGUGGUGAUGCUUGCUUUCGCCAUCUGCUACCUCCCCACUCAGAUAAUAAUGAUUGUGCAUUUUGUCCGCUCCCACCUGAAGAGACCCAUCUACAUCCUGUAUAAGUUCUCCCUGACUCUGAACAGCUUAAAUGGCUGCUUCGAUCCCUUGUUGUACUACUUCGCCUCGAAGGAGUUUAGACGGAAGGUCCAGAAGAUUCUGCCUUGCAUUCCCGUGGACGAUAGUGACAGGACGUCGAGUAACAUCGCUCUACCUCUAGCUGCUCAGGGUAGUCAGUAAAUGGAUGCUCCUCAGGACUUCAGUUUGAGCCAGCAAAGACACACUCUACUGUGACCAGAAGCAUAUGCGCCCCUCAGACAGUCGACAAGAGUCUGGAAGGAGAGCAACUACUAUCAGUUGAGCUACACUAAAAGGGCAAUGCUUGAAUACACGGCAUUAUGAAAUGUAAAUGGAACCAGACAGAAUGUGUGUCUUGUGAUGUGGAAACAUAGGCAGAUGUUCCUCAGGCAAAUAUCAAGAGAUGUUAUCCAUCCAGCUUUACUCUUCUUACCAGCAGAAGGAUAUAUUUGGCAGAUGUAGAGAGAGAGAGAGAGACAGAGAAAGCAGGAAAGGUUCAUCAGACUAAUCUUUGCAUGCUGGGAUUAUCUCUUGUUGUAGGAAUGAGGAGACUAGACCUGUAUUCUCUAGGAUUUAGAAGAUGAGAGGUGAUUUCAUUGAAGUGCAGGAAAUCAUUUGAAGACUUGACAGCAGAUGCAAAGUCUAGAAUCAAAAGACACAUUCUGGGAAUGAGAGAUUAGACAGUUAGGACUGAAUGGAGGAGGAGUUUAUUCAGAGGCAGGUGAAGAUUAGAAAUUCUCUAAUCCUCCAGAGGGUCUUGGAGGCUCAGACAUCAAGUGCAUUCAAGAAAGAGAUCGAUAUCCUCCGAGAUGUUAAAGAUAUCAGCGGUAAAAUGGCAUUGAGGUAAAAGAUCAGUCAUAAUCUACUUGAAUGUCAGA
Molecule: messenger RNA, 2166 nt
Organism: Chiloscyllium plagiosum (whitespotted bambooshark)
Lineage: Eukaryota; Metazoa; Chordata; Chondrichthyes; Orectolobiformes; Hemiscylliidae
Product: P2Y purinoceptor 8-like
Biological process (GO): phospholipase C-activating G protein-coupled receptor signaling pathway; positive regulation of Rho protein signal transduction
Cellular component (GO): plasma membrane
Molecular function (GO): G protein-coupled receptor activity
Source: RefSeq, a predicted model, not a curated record